UCUGUGAAAACCUGUCCAAGUGAACAGAGUUGUAUUUUAGAAGCGGGAUCCCUUUGUGGAGAUCUUUACCUAUAACACUGGAGUGAAGCAACAGGUGGUGGUGGCAACAGAGCCAAAGGACUUCUCAGAAUGAAUGUGUCUUGCAGCAUCCUCUUUCUUGGUUGGUGGCUGCUUGGGCUGUGUCAGAUGUCUAGAGGAGAAUUAUAUCCCAAACCUUACAUCUCUAUCCACCCCAGAGGGAUGGUUGCUUUGGGCAGAAAUGUCAGCAUCCGCUGCUGGACAAAAAGCGAAAAGCAUGUUGAGUACUAUCUUACAAAAGAAGUAAAGAGAUCUGCAACUACUCCAUCAGCCAAAGUAGCAGACCCAUGUCACGUGGUAUUUCCAAUUGUCAAUGCCAGGAUUUCAGAUGGAGGGAGUUACUGGUGUUUAUAUCAUAACAAGUCAAGCGACACUGAGUGGUCACCUCAAAGUGAUAUUGUAUACAUCAACCUAACCGAUCCCAUCCUGCCCAAACCUUCCAUCGAAAUGAUACCUAUAAAUGCGAUUGCUCCAGGGCUGAAUGUCACCGUACGGUGCCGAGGGCCAGAAAAUGGUCUAACGUUUGCCCUUUAUAAAGCAAAUAUGCAGGUGGCAUUUCAGACCACAAAACUUGAGACAGACACAGCUGAGUUUCCUUUCGUCAUGCUCACACUGGAGGAUGCAGGAAACUACACCUGCCAAUACCACCAGAGAGGAAGUCCAUUUGUCUGGUCAGAGCCAAGUCAGCCUGUGGAGCUGGUCUUCAGAGGUAGUGUCAUGGCAACCUUACCAGCCAGUAUAGCUUCAGGCAUCGUUCUCUUGGCUCUCCUCUUGUUAUUACUUGCCUAUCUACUGCAGAAAAGAAAGAGGAAAGGCACCAUCACAAAGAAAGAAAAUCAACCAAUGGAAAAGGCCUUGGAACCUGAUGGUGAAGAAAUGCCUGAUGAAGUUACCAAUGCGACAUUGAACCAUCAGUCACAGAAAAUCAAACUCAAUGAUGCUGAAAUCAUUUAACAUCUGGCUUCAGGGGGUGUAGUCAAAAGCUUCUGGGAUCCUGCCCAUUCUCCAGAAAAUAUAGAACAACUCUGUAAGGGGACUAAUGGGGGUAGAAAUGAUCAGCUUAGCAUAGGUCUUCUGUCGGGAGUGCUUUGAUUAUGCUUUUCCUGCAUGGCAGGGGUUGGAUUAGAUGGCCCAUGUGGUCUCUUCCAACUCUAUGAUUCCAGGUAAGCAAGUGGAUAUUUGCACCAUUUUGGAUUGUAGCCAAUAUUUGGAAUCUUCUUCUAAACUUCAGCAACACUGUGUUUAAAUGAAAAUUGGCUUUUUUUCUGGCCGAUCUCCUCCUUGAACUUCUAGCCUGGUGAAUAUGGAGAACUCAAAAAUUUGCUCACUGUGUUUAGUGACAGUUGUGUUAAUCCAAUAAAGCUGUUGUUUUCUUACACUUUUGAGUCUCUAGCUACUGUGUUUGAUAAGGUGGAUCGUUAAUGCUUAUUGGAAGUAUGUAUGAACAAUAUAUUCUAUUUUUUUGAUUAAGGAGGUUAGUACCACAAAAUGCAAUCAUUUAUGAUGGAAACCAUCUUCUCCCUCUCAAAUGAUCAAUAACUGACACUGGCAUCAGCUUAACAGCUGUGGUUUGGAAAUUGGCAAUUUAUGGAUUAGCUUCCUUAUAAAAUAAUAGAAGUGGAAUUGAAAUUAUCAUUUUUUACAUUAUCUUUCAACUGUGGAAAUUAAUAGUAAUUUGAAGGUAGUGGAAACAUCAUUAUAUUACAUCCCAAUUUACAGGAGAACAAAACUCAUUCAUUCACAUCAGCUAAUGUCCAGAUGAUACUUUGUUAAGGAUAAUUAACACAACAGACUCAGGGAAGUAUACUUAAUUAACACAUUUUGAAUCCUGAUCUGGGUUUUUUUGCAUGCAGUCAUUUUUUGUUACUGUAUAUACUUGUAUAGCCAGAAAUCAGAAGACGUUUACUUCUUGGAAGGAGAGCAAUGUCCAAUCUCGAUAAAAUAGUGAAGAGUAGAGACAUCACACUGGCAACCAAGAUCCAUAUAGUUAAAGCAAUGGUAUUCCCCGUAGCAACCUAUGGAUGUGAGAGUUGGACUAUAAGGAAGGCUGAGUACAGGCAGAUAGAUGCUUUUGAACUGCGGUGUUGGAGGAAAAUUCUGAGAGUGCCUUGGACCGCAAGAAGAUCAAACUAGUUCACACUCCAGGAAAUAAAUCCCAACUACUCAUUGGAGGGAAGUAUAUUAGAGGCAAAGAUGAAGUACUUUGGCCACAUAAUGAGAAGACAGGAAAGCUUGGAGAAGAUAAUGUUGCUGGGGAAAAUGGAAGGAAAACAGAAGAGGGGCCGACCAAGGGCAAGAUGGAUGGAUGUUAUCCUUGAAGCAACUGGCUUGGCCUUGAAGGAGUUGAGGAUGGCAAUGGCCAACAGGGAGCUCUGGCGUGGCCUGGUCCAUGAGGUCACAAGAGUCAGAAGCGACUGAAUGAAUAAACAAAAACAACAAUACUUGUGUAUAUACGCCAGCCUCAUAUAUAGGUUGUUGACAGGUUUAGGGCUGAAACUAUGGCUUUUGAUAUGAGUAGGUUGAGGGUAAUUCUGCAGAGAAAGGAAAGUGCUAGUGCCACUUCUGGGGAUCAAUCGCCCAAAGGAGCUGUCACCAGGCUUUGAAAAAGGCUGGAAGAAAUGCUGCAGCAGAGAAAGUAGAGAAGGUUGGAGAUUGUUUUAAGUUCUGGGGUGGGCUAACCGCUUGCUUUUUCCAUUUUGCUGGGAAGGGUGGUGCGGCUGGGUAGAGAACAGCAACAGGACUUUCUUUCCAUAUUACUUUUGAGCUAUAUGCCUGUUAAACCCUGGCUUCACACAUCUAAACUUACCUAAGCCUAUACAUGGUAGGGUAAAGAAAAAGGUUUUCCCCUGAUAUUAAGUCUAGUUGAGGGUUAGUGCUCUGGGGGUUGGUGCUCAUCUCCAUUUCUAUGCUGAAGUGCCGGUGUUGUCCGUAGACACCUUGUGCAGGUACAGCUGUACCAGGAGCUCCAAUUUUGUUUGCUUUGCAUUUAAUGUUUGUUGCAGUCCUAAGUUUCAGGGACUCUGCAGAUAGGUGGCUUCUUUUGGCUGCAAUCAUAGGGGAAGCCACCUGUCAAUUAUAGUUAGAUUCCCUGGUCCCGCCCCCUUUUUGGGUUUUGGAGGGAAUAGGAGCCAGUUUGGGUUCAGUCCACACAGAGAAGCCUUUCAUGCAGGACAUAAU
Molecule: messenger RNA, 3255 nt
Organism: Anolis sagrei ordinatus
Lineage: Eukaryota; Metazoa; Chordata; Lepidosauria; Squamata; Anolidae
Source: RefSeq, a predicted model, not a curated record